CUAAAAAAAAAAGUUUUAGAGGUAUACUACACAAUUUGCUCUGGUGAGUUGUGACACCCUUUCCACCCCUUUCUUUCCUCUUUCAUUUCUUCCUUUUUCCACAAUCUAACUAAAGCCCACUUCCUCAAAUCUAUCACUUUCCAAAACCCAAUUUCCAAAAUUCUUCAGAUUUCCCCCUAAUAAACUCCCCCACCCACUUUCCUCCCCUGAUUUCCUCUGUUUUAUUUAACCCACAAACAAAAAAUGUCCUCUGAUGAUGAAGCAGAGGAAUACCUCUUUAAAAUAGUUAUAAUAGGAGAUUCUGCUGUUGGGAAAUCCAAUUUGCUAUCUAGAUAUGCUAGAAAUGAAUUCAAUAUGCACUCAAAAGCUACAAUUGGUGUAGAAUUUCAAACUCAAAGUUUGGAAAUUGAAGGAAAAGAAGUUAAAGCUCAGAUUUGGGAUACUGCUGGUCAAGAAAGAUUUAGAGCUGUUACCUCUGCUUAUUAUAGAGGAGCUGUUGGUGCUCUUAUUGUUUAUGAUAUUUCUAGAACAACUACUUUUGAAAGUGUUGGCCGUUGGCUUGAUGAGCUUAAUACUCAUUCUGAUACAACUGUAGCAAGAAUGCUCGUGGGAAAUAAAUCCGACUUAGACAACAUAAGGGCAGUAAGCGUCGAAGAAGGCAAGAGCCUUGCUGAAGAGCAUGGACUUUUCUUUAUGGAGACAUCUGCGAAAGACUCGACCAAUGUAAAGACGGCUUUUGAGAUGGUGAUCAAGGAGAUAUACAACACUGUCAGCAGGAAAGUACUCAACUCAGACUCCUACAAAGCUCAAUUGUCACUUAAUAGGGUAAGCCUCGUUAACAAUGAUAAGAAGCAAAACCAAGGGUUUACUUCAUGUUGUUCGAGCUAAAUUUUUCGUGUGCACAAUGUUUAGUCACCCAAAAUUUGAUGGUUAAUUCACAAUGUGUAUUUGUAUUUCUUUGUCUUCAUUUAAUGUUCUUUGGCGGCAAAUGGCUAUUGGCUGGUUUGACCAACUGAAAAUAUUGGUUGAUUCACCAGCAGCUGUUUAAGCUAGUUUAAUCAAAAUCAAAAUUUUGUACUUGAAAACAUUAUAAUUUAUGAAUCAUAUUCAAGUGA
Amaranthus tricolor (Joseph's coat) is the source of this 1115-nucleotide messenger RNA. RefSeq names its product ras-related protein RABA5e-like. Bases 244 to 888 code for a protein of 214 amino acids. The transcript has 2 exons. Gene Ontology annotation, cellular component: endosome. The record is from RefSeq and is a predicted model, not a curated record. Lineage: Eukaryota; Viridiplantae; Streptophyta; Magnoliopsida; Caryophyllales; Amaranthaceae. Gene Ontology annotation, molecular function: GTPase activity; GTP binding.